AGUCAGACGAUCAGGCAGAAAAUGAAACUGUCAAGUUUGCACUUCUGUGGAUUUCCGCCACCAGUUAUGGACCAGAUUCUUCCCCUGUGAAGCCCACACUUCCUGAAACAGCUGCUGCCGCUGAAGAAGCUCCUUGGAUCCACGGAAGGAAACUGUUUAAUGCUCAUCAGCGGGUCGUCCCUGGACCCUACCUGUUCAGAAACAGCCGUUAGCCAGGUAUGCUGAUAUCUCUGCGUCUCAUUACGGAAUAAGUUUAACAAGUAACUUAGGCGUCUUAUGUUGGCUGGAUUUACCGCACAGCCAGGGAACAGUGUGAGCUGUAACGGAGAAUGGUAAAGUUUAUUAGCACAUCAUAUUUCCCGGGAACAGUCGUGCUGCGAGGCUAAGAGGGACAUUCAUUCAGAUUAAAGCACGGCUAACAGCUGCAGUACGAGUCCAGCAUGACAGGAAUAACAGCCAGUACAACAAACUACCUGUGGUCUUUACAAGAUGUCCUUGGUCAAGGGGCUACAGCCAGUGUCUACAAGGCACGCAACAAGAGGUCGGGUGAGCUGGUAGCUGUCAAGGUGUUUAACAUGGUGAGCUACAACCGCCCCCACGAGGUCCAGAUGAGAGAAUUUGAGAUGCUGAGGAAGCUCAACCACAGCAAUAUUGUCAGGCUGUACACUGUGGAAGAGCUGCCCUCUAAACAGAAGGUGCUGGUGAUGGAGUAUUGUUCAGGAGGAAGUCUGCUCAGCCUGCUCGAGGAGCCAGAAAAUGCCUUUGGCCUGCCUGAAACGGAGUUCCUCACAGUUCUGCAAUGUGUAGUGCAGGGGAUGAACCACCUGCGAGAAAAUGGAGUGGUACACCGGGACAUUAAGCCAGGCAACAUCAUGCGGCAGGUCGGGGAUGAUGGCAAGUCUGUUUAUAAGCUGACUGACUUUGGAGCAGCAAGAGAGCUGGAAGAUGAUGAGAAGUUUAUGUCUAUCUACGGAACUGAAGAGUAUCUGCAUCCAGACAUGUACGAACGUGCCGUGCUGCGUAAGCCUCAUCAGAAGUCCUAUGGAGUGAGUGUAGACCUGUGGAGUAUUGGUGUGACUUUUUACCACGCUGCCACUGGGAGUCUUCCCUUUAUACCAUAUGGAGGACCCCGCAGGAACAAGCCCACCAUGUACAAAAUAACUACAGAGAAGCCUAUGGGGGCAAUAGCUGGAGUACAGCGGGAAGCGGACGGACGUAUAGAGUGGAGCUACCACCUACCUCACAGCUGCCAACUGUCACAGGGUCUGAUGGUGCAGCUGGUUCCAGUACUAGCAGGCAUACUGGAGGCUGACCAGGAGAGGUGUUGGGGUUUUGACCAGUUCUUCACAGCCACAACCGACAUACUGCAGAGGCAGCCAGUUCACCUCUUCUCUCUGCAACAGGCCAUGGCACAUUGCAUCUAUGUGCACCACCACAACACGGUGUCAGUAUUUUUUGAGGAGGUGGUGUCUCAGACUAAGAUAGGUGUACAGAUGCAACAUCUACUGUACCUGGGUCACAACGUCCACCUGGAGGGCAACAUGAAGGUGGUGAACCUCCCGCGUACUUCACCUGCCCAGCCCCUCAUUCUGCUCACCCACGGGCCUGAAGGAAAUACCACCCUGCCCUUCAGAGAACCAGAGACUCCAGUCAUCCCAUCCAGGUUUGACGUUAUGGCAGACUACAACUUCUCAAAGGUAAUAGUGGGAGUGGUCCACCAGUAUCUGAGGAUAGUACAAUUGCUGCACACACACAGAGAGCUGCUACUGCAGGGAUACUACAGCUACAUGAUGGGUUUGCGCCGGGAGUGUAGAGAAGCAAUGCACAGUAUUGCAAUGAUCACCAUUAGAUUGCAGGCUUGCCUCAGCGUAGAACACAGGAUUCACACACUAGGCCAAUAUUCUUCGGAAAACCAAGGUUCAGCUGAUAACGGCCAAAAGCUGCAGCUGGUCCAUGAGCACUUGCCUAUAUACACUGCCGGCAUCCAAGAGUUUCAGAACCGACUGGACCAUCUGCAGAUAGAACAGGCCAAGCUAGCAGAGACGCUGGCCAAUGACAAGAGCUGUCAGAAAAUGGAGAUGCUGCUACAGAAGAUAACAACAAUCCAUCAGCAUUAUCGUAAAGACAGAUUUACUGGCAAGUUGGCAUAUAAUGAUGAGCAAAUCCACAAGUUUGAGAAAAUCCACCUGUCGUCCCACAUUAAGCGAGUGAAAUCUCUUUUUAGAGAGGACUGCGUGCAGAGAUACAAAGAGCUUUUGGCCACAACAAGGACGUGGAGCAGUGUUUUACUGGAGAUGCAGACCCGACUGCAGGACUUCAGCUCUUUCUCCACAGGCUUGUUGGCAGACCUGGAGAUGAGUGAGCAGCACCAAAAUAAGGCUCUGGACAAAAUCCUUUACAGUCUGCAAUCCAAGAGAGCAGGACAACAGCCUGGAAACCCGACAAGGGACAAGGACCAGAUGGUCUCCAGGAUGCACCAUCUGAAGGAGGAAAUGGAGAUAUUGGUGAGGGAACUACAGAGUAACAACAAUAUUAUUGAGAGUCUGGGAGCAGUGAACUCCGCAGCAGCUCUGGGGCCGAGCUUGGCCAGACCUUCUACACUGUGACAAAAGUGCAGCAUCUUUGCAUCUUAGCUCACAAAUUCAUAUACACACUCCCUCAGACAAACACCUUACUUAAACUGCCAUCCAUGAAAAGUUAUGGAUAUUCUCUCAAGGACCGGCUGCACCCAGUGCUGUAUGAAGAGGAAGCAGCAGAAGACAAUCAAUAAUAUGUGAAGCUCAAUUUAGAGAUAAGAUGCAAAGAACAGAGAAGGAGGAAACACCACUGAUGGAGUUUGGCCUGAGUGCAGCAGUUCAAUACAAACCUCAUUAAUGCCUUGUAUUUCUAAUAGGCUGCAACAGUGAUGGACCGUCAGGAUAAAGCUAAAUGAAUGCAAAUGAAGCUGCUAGUGUUUUUCUAAGGCCGUGUUUCUUUUUGGUCUCACUGUGGAUUCAGCAGGAACUUAAGUGAUUAAUUUAUACUGACUGUCUCUCUCUCUCUCUGUAUGUCUCUUAUGUUUGUGUUUAUUGAAAGAAGCGCUUGAGUCAUUUCACUAUAAAAGAGAAGGACCUGAAUCAGGGAAACUCAGCACUCACCACAGGGUCUCCUUUUUAACAGAACUGCACAGUCCAGUGAUAUUACAGCCAGUUAACAGUAAGGAAAUGACAUUAACCAGCAUGGUUCACAGGGGUGGGGAAAUCCCAGGGUGUAUUUGUUUUUAAAGGGACCACAUGUGAUGCUUAACAUAUACUUUUACUGUACUUAUAAACUGUUCUGCCAUAUUUUUAA
Micropterus salmoides (largemouth bass) is the source of this 3330-nucleotide messenger RNA. RefSeq names its product inhibitor of nuclear factor kappa B kinase subunit epsilon (gene ikbke). The transcript is spliced from 21 exons. Gene Ontology annotation, biological process: peptidyl-serine phosphorylation. Bases 441 to 2606 code for a protein of 721 amino acids. Gene Ontology annotation, molecular function: protein serine/threonine kinase activity; ATP binding. Gene Ontology annotation, cellular component: cytoplasm. Lineage: Eukaryota; Metazoa; Chordata; Actinopteri; Centrarchiformes; Centrarchidae. The record is from RefSeq and is a predicted model, not a curated record.